AGAUAUUGUGCGAGAUCUCCGAGGAGGAGUAGCGUAGUAAGAGUUCUCGGAACGGGAAGUUUAACAACGUGUGUUGAUAAAAUCCAUUGAAGCUGCUCGUGUUUCGCUUAUCUGGGCUUUUCGGACAAAAACGGUUGUGAAGAUGUUUGGCGUAGCCAAAUUUUGGAUUUGGCCAUUGCUGGUUGGGACCAUACUGCAGUACGCCUACGCCGCGGACUACUGUGACCCCAGCAUCUGUUUCGGUGGGGAAGCCAAUAUCGGAUGCAACAACGACCGCAAGCUAAGCAAGACCUGUCCGAAGGAUGCCAAAAUCAUCGAAAUGACCGACGAACUGAAGAAGCUAAUUCUCGACACACACAACAACUACCGCAGCACAUUGGCCACCGGUGGAGUAAAAUGGUUGCCCAAGGCUUCCGCCAUGCCUACAUUGACCUGGGACGACGACCUAGCGGACACGGCACAGAUGAAUGCGAACCGUUGCAAUCGAGGCCAUGACAAGUGCCACAAUACCCAGGACUAUUUGAACUCUGGCCAGAAUCUGAACUACAUCGCCACCAGUGCCGAUACGAUCGACGUUAAGGAUCAGGUCCCGAAACUGAUCAGCAGCUGGUGGGACGAACGCCACGACGUCAACAAGAACAUGGUCAACACGAUGUACAACCCGGGCAAGAGCGUGAUGGUGUUCCACUUUGCCGUCAUCGCAAGCGACAAGGUCAACAAAGUCGGAUGCGGUUUGGCUCAGUGGACCAUCGAGAACGGUUGGCUGCAGCUGUACCUGGUCUGCAAUUACUCGUUCAACGACUUCAUUGGCAUUCCAAUCUACGUCAAGGGCGAACCUUGCUCCAAGUGUCAGAAGGGUUGCAAUGCCAAGUAUGCCGGUUUGUGUAACGAGGAUGAAGAGGUGCCGCAGUUGAUCGACUAUCCAGCGCCACAGGCAUAAGCGAGGGAAGCAUGUCACCAGAACAGCAUUGUAGCAUUUGAAUAUUUUGUAGUUGUCAGCAGACCGAACAAACAAAAUCACUGACCCGACGCGUGUUAUUAUUAAGUAGAAAAUAUAGAGUUUGGUGAUAGGGAA
Molecule: messenger RNA, 1075 nt
Organism: Armigeres subalbatus
Lineage: Eukaryota; Metazoa; Arthropoda; Insecta; Diptera; Culicidae
Product: antigen 5 like allergen Cul n 1-like
Exons: 3
Coding region: 143-940 (265 amino acids)
Source: RefSeq, a predicted model, not a curated record